Malania oleifera is the source of this 2073-nucleotide messenger RNA. Its product is annotated as selenium-binding protein 2-like. Bases 409 to 1878 code for a protein of 489 amino acids. Gene Ontology annotation, molecular function: selenium binding. NCBI's taxonomy places the organism in Eukaryota, Viridiplantae, Streptophyta, Magnoliopsida, Santalales, Ximeniaceae. The record is from RefSeq and is a predicted model, not a curated record. The transcript has 7 exons.
UUUUCGAAAUUUAUUCGGCUUUAACUACAAACAAUUCAUCUCCAGCGUGCUUCAGCUUGGCAGCCUGGCCUCCACAAUUCAUAAUGGUUCAGGAACAGGUUUCCGACACGUGUCCCAUCCUCGCCGUUAUCCUGUCCAUAAUCUGCUGAGCCAGCUUGACUCUUAUCUGGAGCAGCAUCCGGAUUGCGCCGGUACAUCCCCCCUGGACACAUCUCCUGCAAAUAACGGGGACGUCGCCGAGAUAACGACACUGUACACUUAAAUCCUCUGCCUCGUCUCGCAUCACCCCUGCGAGCAGACCUCCGCCUCGCUUUCUGGCUUUAUAUAAUUUGUUGCUGUAGCUCUCUGCUUCUUAUACCAUCACGAAGAGAUUUGAAGAUCGAGAGAGAGAGACACACACAGAGAGACAUGGCAACAGAUGUGGUGGUGUUAGAUCGUGCGGAGGUUAGCCCAGGAUUGGACCAUGGGUGCUGCAAUGUGGGACCUGGUUAUGCCACCCCACUCCAGGCCAUGGCUGGUCCCAGAGAAGCUCUCAUCUAUGUCACCUGCGUUUACUCUGGAACGGGAAGGGAUAAGCCUGACUACCUGGCUACGGUGGAUGUAGAUCCAAGCUCACCUACUUACUCAAAAGUAAUCCACAGACUACCCAUGCCAUAUUUAGGUGAUGAACUCCAUCAUUCUGGUUGGAACUCCUGCAGCUCUUGCCAUGGAGAUCCAUCAGCACAACGUCGUUUUCUUGUGCUGCCUUCAUUGAUAUCUGGCCGCAUUUAUGUUAUUGACACACAAAAGGAUCCCAGGGCUCCCUCCUUGCAUAAGGUUGUUGAGCCAGCAGAUAUUAUCCAGAGGACUGGAUUAGCAUAUCCGCACACAGCCCAUUGCCUUGCUUCUGGUGAUAUAAUGGUAUCAUGCCUUGGAGACAAAGAUGGAAAUAAUGAUGGAAAUGGAUUUCUUCUCCUAGACUCAGAAUUCAAUGUGAAAGGAAGGUGGGAAAAACCAGGCCACAGUCCGCAAUUUGGGUACGAUUUCUGGUACCAACCUCGACACAAGACCAUGAUCAGUUCAUCAUGGGGUGCUCCUGCAGCCUUUACUAAAGGAUUUAACCUUCAGCAUGUAUCAGAUGGUCUAUAUGGGAGGCACCUCUAUGUUUACAGCUGGCCAAAUGGUGAACUGAAGCAAACCUUGGAUCUUGGUAAUACUGGGCUGAUACCUUUAGAGAUUAGGUUCCUCCAUGAUCCUUCAAGAGAUACAGGGUAUGUUGGGUGUGCUUUAACCAGUAACAUGGUGCGAUUUUUCAAAACCCCUGACGAGUCAUGGAGCCACGAGGUUGCAAUUUCUGUGAAGCCAUUGAAGGUGCAAAACUGGAUUCUCCCUGAAAUGCCGGGUCUCAUUACUGAUUUUCUGAUUUCUCUGGAUGAUCGAUAUCUUUACUUUGUAAACUGGCUUCAUGGGGAUGUCAGACAGUAUAACAUUGAGGACCCAAAAAAUCCUGUCUUGGCUGGGCAAGUAUGGGUUGGGGGCCUGCUGCAAAAUGGAAGCCCUAUAGUGGCUGAGGCCGAAGAUGGGAAAACGUACCAGGUUGACGUUCCACAGAUCCAGGGAAAUCAAUUGAGAGGGGGACCUCAGAUGAUCCAGUUGAGUUUGGAUGGGAAGCGGCUCUAUGUUACCAACUCACUCUUCAGUGCAUGGGAUCGUCAGUUUUAUCCUCAACUCCUGGAUAAGGGAUCUCACAUAUUACAGAUAGAUGUCGACACAGAGAGAGGAGGCCUUGCAAUAAACCCCAAGUUUUUUGUCGACUUUGGAGCCGAACCUGAUGGCCCUUCCCUAGCCCAUGAGAUGAGAUAUCCUGGAGGUGACUGCACUUCUGAUAUAUGGGUUUAAGCAUGACCAUCUGUCCCUAAAUAAAGGCUGCAUCAUUUCUUAAUGUAUUGCUUGGAAAGACUGCUCUGUAUGUGCAAAGAUUGCAUAUCGGGUAGGAUAGUUUUCAGUUGUAUAUUUUUGGAAAAUAAAUUGCUGUUAAUCUUCAAGCACUUUGGAAUGCCAGUAUCAAGAUACCCAGGAAUAUUUCUUCCAAAA